Molecule: messenger RNA, 1059 nt
Organism: Pseudozyma hubeiensis SY62
Lineage: Eukaryota; Fungi; Basidiomycota; Ustilaginomycetes; Ustilaginales; Ustilaginaceae
Product: glutamate synthase
Exons: 1
Coding region: 1-1059 (352 amino acids)
Molecular function (GO): hydrolase activity
Source: RefSeq, a predicted model, not a curated record
AUGCGCGUCGCACUCUCCACAGCAUCCUUCGUGCUGCUUGCAGCUGCAGCUACCUACACAUCAGCGAGCCCGUUGAAGAAGCGUCAGGCUUUCCAGCCAGCAGCGUUCGACACGUGGGUCUGGCAGGACGUGAGCGGCACCCAAUGUGCCGAUGGAAGCUCGACCGGCAUUGCCUACAACGCGCACGCCGACUACAACACCAAAGACCUCCUCAUCUGGUUCGACUCGGGAGGAGCGUGUAGAGAUGCCAACACGUGCUUCUACAACCCCACCGCGUGGAAUCUCAACGGCUACACCAACUACACGUUCCAGAACUACGCGAGGCCAGCUCUGGAAUCGCAGAUCCUCAUGACCACACGCGAUCCUUCCAGGAACAACCCGUGGGCCAACUCUCACAUGCUCUUCGUACCCUACUGCACGGGUGACAUUCACGGUGGGAACAACGUCAUCACGUACCCGAACGCCCCGCGCCCGAUCUACCACAAGGGCUACACCAAUUUCCAAAGCAUCGUUUCACUGGCUUCGAGCUCGGUUCCUUGGAUUGAAAACAUUUACGUUGCAGGAAGCAGCGCUGGUUGCUAUGGCGCCGUGAUCAACUACGUCGCUGUCCGACAGGCUUGGCCGUCCGCAACGGUGCAUCUCGUCGCCGACUCGUGUGAGGGCGUCCCCGGAUUCCUCGACGCCAUACCGAGCUGGAACCUGUAUCAACCUUCAGGAAACAGCUGUCCGGAUUGCGUCCAGGGCCAGUUCAACUCGAUCGUUCCCGCUCUCGCACAGGCCAACCCGCGCAGCAGAUUCGCGGCCAUCUCGUACACCGUCGACGACUUCCUCCCUUACUACAUGGGUACCUCUUUGUCGGAUUUCGCCGCCCUCAUCAAGCAGUACUUCAUCAACAUCACCAACACCGCAGGUAACAUGGCAAAAACCUUCUCCGUCAGCGGACAAGCUCACGGUGUCUUCAUUCGUGAUACACCUGGUUCGUCGACGGAUAGUGCACUAGCAGCUUGGCUCGCAAGCAUGAAGAACCUCGGUUCUAAUUUCACGUCUCAGUCGGUGUAA